This is a messenger RNA of Amborella trichopoda, 579 nucleotides long. NCBI's taxonomy places the organism in Eukaryota, Viridiplantae, Streptophyta, Magnoliopsida, Amborellales, Amborellaceae. The record is from RefSeq and is a predicted model, not a curated record.
AUGGGGCUCACCGCCCCGGCCUCACCUAUGCUCGGUUGUAUCCAGCCCUUUUUGCCCCAUUUAAAUUCCAUUCCCGAGGAGAAUGAGGCUGAGAGCUCUGUUGCCGGCUCCCGAAAUCCCGAAAGGCAGUAUUCUUGCUCAUACUGUCCACGCCUGUUUAUAAAGUCUCAGGCAUUAGGCGGCCAUCAGAACGCGCACAAAAAAGAGAGGAUGGCCACUAAAAAGGCCUUGAAAUCUAACGCACAUGCAAGCCAAGGGCUCCAAAACAUUGCCCCCGAUCCACGUAGUUCGAUCGUAAGGUAUGUGAACCCGUAUGAACAAACACGGAUGCAGCAAUGGGCUUGGGCUCAGUAUGCUGCAGCAGCCCGUAACUUUAGGCAAAGCAACAUGUUUCAGAAUGGAAGAGGAGCCAGUGCUUCGCCAUUGAUGCUUAACGGGAUGGAAGUGGGAUACCAUGCACCAGGCAUUGACCCGACUGUAAGACCCACUUAUCAGUUGACGGGCAACGCUGAGAUGGUCGAUCUCACGCUGAAACUCGCAAGUAAUGAGGAGCCGAUCGAUCUGACUCUGCAUUUGUGA